Molecule: messenger RNA, 282 nt
Organism: Aspergillus melleus
Lineage: Eukaryota; Fungi; Ascomycota; Eurotiomycetes; Eurotiales; Aspergillaceae
Exons: 1
Coding region: 1-282 (93 amino acids)
Source: RefSeq, a predicted model, not a curated record
AUGGCGGCAAGGCGACGGGCGGAUCAUGCUCAAAGCCAGGCGAAAGAUGUCCCAGUUCAGGUCCAGCAACCCCACAGGCAGCUGCCCGGAGGCGAGCGGGGUCUGAGCGAGGAUGUUCGACCUCUCGGCCAGAACGAACCUGUUCGAGGUGGUCUUCAGCACCCACAGCCCGAUCAGUCUAAAGACAUAGAUACGGGUGGCGUGCGACAGGCACUUCCUUCUCUCACGUUCCUUUCCUUGUUCUGCUAUGUUUUCUCAAAGCAUCUGGCACGAUCUGUUUAG